Closterium sp. NIES-67 is the source of this 2811-nucleotide messenger RNA. Lineage: Eukaryota; Viridiplantae; Streptophyta; Zygnematophyceae; Desmidiales; Closteriaceae. The record is from the annotation of a GenBank genome assembly.
AAGUCAAUUUUGCCUGCUGCUAGGAUCGAUAAGACUUUUUAUGUCUUGAAGUUUUAGGGCUUCCCCGGUCGUGAUCACUCUGGCCGAGCCUCACCAGCGACCACGCGCCGAAUUUAGUGGCGCAUUCCUCUCCCGGCGUUCCUUCGCCGCCACUCGCGACGCGAUUUCCCGGACUAGCGACGACCAGUUGCACAGCAUCGUGCGUCCUUAGCGUCUGGUUGAUCUCCUGUGCCGUCCGUUCAGCCAUUCCCCCGCUCCCGAGGAAGAGGCGUCUUUUCGCCGGAGCAGGUUCUCGCGAGCGAUUGAAAGUAUCGCGAACGUUUGAAGGUAUCGCGAACGAUUCAAGGUAUCGCGAACGAUUCAAGGUAUCGCGAACGAUUCAAGGUAUCGCGAACGAUUCAAGGUAUCGCAAACGGUUUGAGUAAUUGCGAACGACCAGAGGGAUCGCGAACGAUACUUGGGAUCACGAACGGUUAAAUGCCCGGGAUGGGUCAAGAAAACAGCGGCAACGGUGGAAAGGCGAAGGGAGGGAAGAAGAAGGGAAUGAGGGGGUUGAAAGAGGUGGAAGAGAGACGAGAGGAGGUGGAGGUGGAGGGGGAGGGGGAGGAAGAGGAGAGAAGAGAGGAGGUGGCGGAGGUGGAGGAGGAGGAGAGAAGUGUGGGGGAAGAAGAAGGGUUGAGUGACGAGGGGGAGGAGGAGGAGGAAGAUGCGGAGGAAGUGGAGGGGGGAGAAGACGAGGACGCGGAGGAGGAGGGAGAGGAGGAGGAGGAGGGAGAGGAGGAGGAGGAGGGAGAGGAGGAGGAGGAAGGAGAGGAGGAGGAGGAGGAAGAAGGAGAGGAAGAAGAGGAAGAGGAGCAGGAAGAGCAGGGGUUAGAGAGCAAGAAGCGGAAGCGGAAGCGGAAGGAGGGGCAGAAGGGCGGGGGAGACGGGCAAGCGGCGGCAGGUGCGGCGGGGAAAAAGGUCGCCGUGGGGAGCAGCAAGGCGGACAUGGUCGCCAAGGAAGCUUCCGCGAAGGGGAAGGGGAAGACAGCCAACGGGGGAAAGGCGGAUAAGGCGGAUAAGAAAGAGAAGGAGGGGGAGAAGGACAAGGAGGGAGGGAAGGAGGGGAAGGCGGCGAGGGGCCCGGGCAGCGACAUAAUGAGUGCGGUGGCAUUCGACACGCUUCAUAUCUGCGACGGCACGCGCAAGGGCAUCGAGGAGAUGGGCUUUAAGCACAUGACCGAGGUCCAGGCUCGGACCAUACCGCACCUGCUGGCUGGGAAGGACGUGCUGGGCGCGGCGCGCACAGGCUCGGGGAAAACCCUGGCGUUCCUUAUCCCCGCUAUUGAGCUGCUGUUCCGCGGCAACUUCAUGCCGAGAAACGGCACGGGCGUGAUCGUCAUCUCGCCCACCAGAGAGCUCGCCAUGCAGAUCUUUGGAGUGGCCAGAGAUCUCAUGUCCCACCACAAGCAGACGUUCGGCAUCGUGAUGGGUGGUGCCAAUCGCAAGGCGGAGGCGGAGAAGCUUAUAAAGGGGGUGAAUCUGCUGGUGGCGACGCCAGGGCGGCUGCUGGACCACCUGCAGAACACCAAGGGCUUCGUGUGCCGCAACCUCAAGUGCCUCGUGAUCGACGAGGCGGACCGGAUUCUGGAAGUGGGGUUUGAGGAGGAGAUGCGGCAGAUUUUGAACCUGUUGCCCAAGGACCGCCAAACCAUGCUGUUUUCGGCCACCCAGACCACCAAGGUGGAGGACCUGGCGCGAGUCAGCUUCAGCCGCACGCCCGUGUAUAUUGGCGUGGAUGACGGGCGGCACAAGGCCACAGUGGAGGGCUUGGAGCAGGGCUACUGCGUGGUGCCCAGCGAGGAGCGCUUCCUGCUGCUGUUCACGUUUCUCAAGAAGAACCUCAAGAAGAAGGUGAUGGUCUUCUUCUCUUCCUGUGCAGCUGUCAAGUUCUACUCGGAGCUGCUCAACUACAUCGACAUCCCUGUCUUGGACAUCCACGGCAAGCAGAAGCAGCAGAAGCGCACGAGCACGUACUUUGAGUUCGUUAAUGCGGAUAAGGGCAUUCUGCUCUGCACUGAUGUGGCGGCCCGGGGGCUGGACAUCCCGGCUGUUGAUUGGAUCAUUCAGUACGACCCGCCCGAUGAUCCCAAGGAGUACAUCCACAGGGUGGGGAGAACAGCACGAGGCGAGGGCGGCAGCGGGCGUGCACUGCUCUUUCUCAUCCCAGAGGAGCUGCAGUUUCUGGUGUACCUGCGGUCCGCUAAAGUGCCUCUCAACGAGUACGAAUUCCCCAGCCACAAGAUCGCCAAAGUGCAGCCGCAGCUGGAGCGGCUGAUCGCCAAGAACUACUACCUGCACCAGAGUGCCAAGGAGGCUUACCGCGCCUACCUGCUAGCCUACAGCUCGCACGCGCUGAAAGACACCUUCAACGUGCACCGGCUGAACCUGCAGGGCGUUGCAGCAUCGUUUGGCUUCAGCAGCCCGCCCAAGGUCGUGAUCAAUAUGGAUAGCAACACAUCCAAGUUCCGUAACAAAGCACACAAAGGAGCCCGAGGCCCGGGGAAAUUCAGUGCAAGCGGACAUGCCUUCAGUGCAAGUAAUCCGUAUGGGAAGAGAGGGUCUGACGAUAAGAGGCAGUUCACACGGAUUUAGCUCAUGUGUGUUAUGAGUUAUUUUGGCAGGGAGAUAUUUCAAACAAAUGAACUGGUCUCUGGUGCUGAUGAUGAUAGCGCUGAACAGGCCCCUAGAUUGGUUUUUAGGAGCCCUGAUCGCUCAGGAUCCCCCCUGAGUUUUUCUCUGAUUUUUCAGGGUUGGUCCCAAAAAAAUUCC